Molecule: messenger RNA, 3403 nt
Organism: Rhinopithecus roxellana (golden snub-nosed monkey)
Lineage: Eukaryota; Metazoa; Chordata; Mammalia; Primates; Cercopithecidae
Gene: FSTL4
Product: follistatin like 4
Exons: 16
Coding region: 244-2772 (842 amino acids)
Biological process (GO): cell differentiation; regulation of BMP signaling pathway; multicellular organism development
Molecular function (GO): calcium ion binding; protein binding
Source: RefSeq, a predicted model, not a curated record
GCUCCAGUCCCGGCGGCAGAAAUAGGGCAGCCGCGGCGGCCGUGGCACAGCAGCGGGCAGCGGCGGCUCAGGGAGCUGGAGCCUCAACAGCCUCCGGCGAGCCCGGGACCCGCUGACAGCCCGAGAAACAGCCGAAGGACGCGGGGCCAGGUUGCCGCCGCCGCCACGGGGCGCUCCCUCCCUCCCGCCCGAGUCCGGCCACCUGGUCUUCUCCUCGGCCCCGGCCGUCUCAGACUCAACAAAAUGAAACCAGGAGGCUUUUGGCUGCAUCUCACACUGCUCGGAGCCUCCCUGCCGGCAGCGCUGGGAUGGACGGACCCAGGAACCAGCAGAGGCCCGGAUGUGGGUGUGGGGGAGUCACAGGCAGAGGAGCCCAGAAGCUUUGAAGUCACAAGAAGAGAAGGGCUUUCCAGCCACAAUGAGCUACUAGCCUCCUGCGGGAAGAAGUUCUGCAGCCGAGGGAGCCGGUGCGUGCUCAGCAGGAAGACAGGGGAGCCCGAAUGCCAGUGCCUGGAGGCAUGCAGGCCCAGCUACAUGCCUGUGUGCGGCUCUGAUGGGAGGUUUUAUGAAAACCACUGUAAGCUCCACCGUGCCGCUUGCCUCCUGGGAAAGAAGAUCACCGUCAUCCACAGCAAGGACUGUUUCCUCAAAGGUGACACGUGCACCAUAGCCGGCUAUGCCCGCUUGAAGAAUGUCCUUCUGGCACUCCAGACCCGCCUGCAGCCACUCCAGGAAGAAGACAGUAGACAAGACCCUGCCUCCCAGAAGCGCGUCCUGGUGGAAUCUUUGUUCAGGAACUUAGAUGCAGAUGGCAAUGGCCACCUCAGCAGCUCUGAACUGGCUCAGCAUGUGCUGAAGAAGCAGGACCUGGAUGAAGACUUAGUUGGUUGCUCACCAGGUGACCUCCUCCGAUUUGACGACUACAACAGUGACAGUUCCCUGACUCUCCGCGAGUUCUACAUGGCCUUCCAAGUGGUUCAGCUCAGCCUCGCCCCAGAGGACAGGGUCAGUGUGACCACAGUGACUGUGGGGCUGAGCACAGUGCUGACCUGCGCCGUCCAUGGAGACCUGAGGCCACCAAUCAUCUGGAAGCGCAACGGGCUCACCCUGAACUUCCUGGACUUGGAAGACAUCAAUGACUUCGGAGAGGAUGAUUCCCUGUACAUCACCAAGGUGACCACCAUCCACAUGGGCAAUUACACCUGCCAUGCUUCUGGCCACGAGCAGCUGUUCCAGACCCACGUCCUGCAGGUGAAUGUGCCGCCAGUCAUCCGCGUCUAUCCAGAGAGCCAGGCACAGGAGCCCGGAGUGGCGGCCAGCCUGAGAUGCCAUGCCGAGGGCAUUCCCAUGCCCAGAAUCACUUGGCUGAAAAACGGCGUGGACGUCUCAACUCAGAUGUCUAAACAGCUCUCCCUUUUAGCCAAUGGGAGCGAACUCCACAUCAGCAGUGUUCGGUAUGAAGACACAGGGGCAUACACCUGCAUUGCCAAAAAUGAAGUGGGUGUGGAUGAAGAUAUCUCCUCGCUCUUCAUUGAAGACUCAGCUAGAAAGACCCUUGCAAACAUCCUGUGGCGAGAGGAAGGCCUCAGCGUGGGAAACAUGUUCUAUGUCUUCUCCGACGACGGCAUCAUCGUCAUCCAUCCUGUGGACUGUGAGAUCCAGAGGCACCUCAAACCCACAGAAAAGAUUUUCAUGAGCUAUGAAGAAAUCUGUCCUCAAAGAGAAAAAAAUGCAACCCAGCCCUGCCAGUGGGCAUCUGCAGUCAACGUCCGGAACCGAUACAUCUAUGUGGCCCAGCCAGCACUGAGCAGAGUCCUUGUGGUUGACAUCCGAGCCCAGAAGGUCCUACAGUCCAUAGGUGUGGACCCUCUGCCGGCUAAGCUGUCCUAUGACAAGUCACAUGACCAAGUGUGGGUCCUGAGCUGGGGGGACGCGCACAAGUCUCAGCCAAGUCUCCAGGUGAUCACAGAAGCCAGCGCCGGCCAGGACCAACACCUCAUCCGCACACCCUUCGCAGGAGUGGAUGACUUCUUCAUUCCCCCAACGAACCUCAUCAUCAACCACAUCAGGUUUGGCUUCAUCUUCAACAAGUCUGACCCUGCAGUCCACAAAGUGGACCUGGAAACACUGAUGCCCCUCAAGACCAUCAGCCUGCACCACCAUGGCUGCAUGCCUCAGGCCAUGGCGCACACCCACCUGGGCGGCUACUUCUUCAUCCAGUGCCGACAGGACAGUCCUGCCUCUGCUGCCCGACAGCUACUCGUUGACAGUGUCACAGACUCUGUGGUUGGCCCCAACGGUGAUGUAACAGGCACCCCACACACAUCCCCCGACGGGCACUUCAUAGUCAGCGCUGCAGCUGACAGCCCCUGGCUGCAUGUGCAGGAGAUCACGGUGCGGGGGGAGAUCCAGACCCUGUAUGACCUGCAAAUAAACCCGGGCAUCUCAGACUUGGCCUUCCAGCGCUCCUUCACUGAAAGCAAUCAAUACAACAUCUACGCGGCUCUGCACACGGAGCCGGACCUGCUGUUCCUGGAGCUGUCCACAGGGAAGGUGGGCACACUGAAGAACUUAAAGGAGCCACCCACAGGGCCACCCCAGCCCUGGGGGGGCGCCCACAGAAUCAUGAGGGACAGUGGGCUGUUUGGACAGUACCUCCUCACACCAGCCCGAGAGUCUCUGUUCCUCAUCAAUGGGAGACAAAACACGCUGCGGUGUGAGGUGUCAGGUAUAAAGGGGGGGACCACAGUGGUGUGGGUGGGUGAGGUAUGAAGGGCCCAGAGCAGAGCCCUUGGCCAAGGAGCACCCCCUAGUCCUGACACUGCAGCCCCAAGCAGGUGCGCUGUACAUUUUUACAGACAAAAGCAAAAACCUGUACUCGCUUUGUGGUUCAACACUGGUCUCCUUGCAAGUUUCCUAGUAUAAGGUAUGCGCUGCUACCAAGACUGGGGUUUUUUCGUUAGGAAGUAUGAUUUAUGCCUUGAGCUACGAUGAGAACACAUGCUGCUGUGUAAAGGGAUCAUUUCUGUGCCAAGCUGCACACCGCGUGACCUGGGGACAUCAUGGAACCAAGGGAUCCUGCUCUCCAGGCGGACACCUCUGUCGGUUGCCUUCACAUAGUCAUUGUCCCUUACCGCCAGACCCAGCCAGACUCCGCCCUGACGGAGUGGCCCAGAAGCAGAGGCCAACCAGGAGCAGGGGCCUCCCUCCCGAACUGAAAGCCCAUCCGUCCUCGUGUGGGACCGCGUCUUCUCCCUCGCAGCUGCUUCUUGCUUUUCUUUCCAUUUGACUUGCUGUAAGCCUGAGGGAGAGCCAGCAAGACUCACUGCAUCUUGGGGGAUGGGGAAAUCACUCACUUUAUUUUGGAAAUUUUUGAUUAAAAAAAAAUUUUUAUAAUCUCAAA